UUGAGAAGGAGCAUAACCUUCGCUGUUGGACUCACUGUCACGACUAAAGUGGGAGAAACGCUUUCGCUUUUCAGCCGAUUUCCGACUUGCGAGUCCUGCUUCGAGAUAGUCUCCACCAGAGUCUCGAUCACGUUGGAUCCGCUCGUUCGACCGAUCGACCUGUUUCUCUUUUAACAGGCCAGCUUCUCAGUUUUUAGUCGUCCCUCCGUCACGAUCCUCGUAAUCGAUACUGCGGUCGUGACAAUUCGUGAAUCUUGUCGCGUAGAAACCGUGAAAUGACAUCCUGCAGCCUCGUCAUCGGGAUAUCGUGAGACGAACCGUUAUUCUCAUAAAAAAAUUACUUUCUCAAGGGAGAAGCGCGAUUUUAACUGGAUCCCUCGAGUAAGUGAAUUUUCAGAGUUCGUUCAAGAGUAACAAAGCUCUGUCAGCGAUCCCAUGGAGCGGCUAGGAGACCAGGAUGCCUGCACCGUUCCAAGCAAAUCGAGAGAAUUGCCGCAAUUGAAGAUAGGCAGCUCCGUGUUGAAGGCCGAUUUCGACGAAGGCGAUGACUUCUACAAGGAAAAGACGAAGAACGAGUUACGCGAGACGCCAGAGGUCAUGGAACAGGCGUUGAAGGACUUCAAGGCGAUGUUCAAAGAUGAACCCGAUCUGUUCGUGCCGGAUGACGAUGAAUUUUGUCGGAAGUUCCUACGACCUUGCAAAUGGUACCCGAAAAGUGCCUUUGAACUGAUGAAACGGUUUUACAAGUUCAAGAUGAACAAUCCACGCUACUGUUUAAAUCUCUUACCCAGCAACGAGAAGAAGGUGCUGUCUUCGGAUAUGGUGAUUCCGUUACCAGAUCGUAUGGCGGAUGGUUGUAGAGUGUUACAGGUGAACUGUGGGAAAGCAUGGAACACGAAAAUCAUCAGUAUCGAUGAAAUAUUCCGAUCGAUCAUACUGUCACUGGAAGCCGCUAUGGCUGAACCCAAGACACAGAUCGCUGGAAUCCAUGUAAUUUUAAAUAUGGACGGCCUAACAUUGAAUCAUGUGACACACAUCACUCCGAGUUUCGCUGCCUCGGUAACGGAUUGGGUACAGAGAUGUUUACCCUGUCGACUGAAGGGUAUCCACAUAGUGAAUCAACCCUUUAUAUUCAACAUGGUUUACGCUAUCUUCAAACCUUUCCUUCUGGAGAAAACACGCAAGAGGCUUCACUUCCACGGAACAAACAGAGACACUUUAUUGUCUUUGAUCGAUGCGAAAGCUUUGCCGAUUGAGUUUGGUGGCAAACUCGAGAUGCCGAACGAAUCGAUUGGUCAAGGCAUUUGCGAUUAUUUCUGCUGGUUCGAGAAGGACUUCGAAGUUGCCAGUAAAUAUGGAUAUGUGAAGAGUACAAAAUGACGAGGGACAGGGUGUAAUAAGCGUUCAAUUUGAAACGAGGUAACAGAGAUUUUAAGGUAAAGUGAUUGUUUUCAUUGAAUAAGUACAACGAAAUAGGGGAAACGGGUGGUAAGAAUUGAAAGAAAUCACGAUUUAAAUAUCAAAGAAAGAGGAGGUUGGGAGUUCGAAUAGUUAUCAUUAUACAUAGAUGGAUGAUUUUUAUGUUCGCGUUGGAUAAAAUUUAUUUAAGAAAUAAGAAAGAUAGAUAAACGAAUUACAACGAUGGGCGUAUCGAAGUGGUAACGAAGUUAUCUUGUAAUUAUUCUUGUUAUAGAUAAAUAAAUAUUUCGUGAUUUCAAAUGCGACAAAUGUAACGGGCAAUACACGUUGUUAUUAAUAUUGUUACUUGGUUUAAUAAAAUAUAUAAGCAAUAAAUACAUAUAAA
Messenger RNA from Bombus pascuorum, 1804 nucleotides. Its product is annotated as clavesin-1-like. Lineage: Eukaryota; Metazoa; Arthropoda; Insecta; Hymenoptera; Apidae. Bases 436 to 1380 code for a protein of 314 amino acids. Gene Ontology annotation, molecular function: phosphatidylinositol bisphosphate binding. The record is from RefSeq and is a predicted model, not a curated record. The transcript is spliced from 7 exons. Gene Ontology annotation, cellular component: membrane.